Austrofundulus limnaeus is the source of this 4685-nucleotide messenger RNA. RefSeq names its product ephrin type-A receptor 6. The transcript has 20 exons. Lineage: Eukaryota; Metazoa; Chordata; Actinopteri; Cyprinodontiformes; Rivulidae. Gene Ontology annotation, cellular component: dendrite; plasma membrane. Gene Ontology annotation, biological process: ephrin receptor signaling pathway; protein phosphorylation; axon guidance. The record is from RefSeq and is a predicted model, not a curated record. The coding region runs from base 1019 to 3994 and encodes 991 amino acids. Gene Ontology annotation, molecular function: ATP binding; transmembrane-ephrin receptor activity; protein binding.
UCCACUAUUGUGGAGCUCACAGGCCAUCAGUCAGGAGGAGAAGACGCGUUUGAAGUGAGGAUGAAAGGCUCCAGUUUCAGGUUCUGCUUGAACAAAAGCUCAAGGAAAAAAAAAAGAAAAGGUGUUUCUAAUGAGCUGAGAGCCACAGUUCUGUCUGCAGGCUGCAUCCUAAACCCACCAUCAAUUUACUUACAACUUGUCUGUCUGCUCCCCUUCCUCCCCGUGCCACCAGAAAUAGAAUCUGCCCCAGACGCAUUACCAUCCCCACAACAUAAUUCAAUGCAGGUAAAGCCUACAGCACAGCAGUGUAAUCAUGGCUUCAUAUUUCCCUCCAUCUUCCCAGGCUUUUUUUUUUUUUUUUUUUACCCGGGAAUCAAUAACGCAGCAGAAGCUCGCAUUUCCCCGAUUUUCAAACGAUGAAAAGUGAGGAACGAGGACAGAUACCGCCGAGGACAAGUUAUUUUUGUGCACCCGCCGUCUUGGCUCCUGCGUCUCUGUCCGUGGAGUGAGAAAACACGAGCCGUCAGCGUGCGCACGAGCGCGCCUCCUGUCCUGACCGUCCUGGGGACGCAGAGGGAGGCGCAGCCGGGGGGGUGCUCUGGCCAAAAGUCAGGCGGGAAGUCUCGGAUUUUUUCAUUCUUUUUGGAACCCAGAACCUGAAAUAAACCGACUUUUAUCCUGUUCUGCGUUUCCUGACAUCAGCGCGAGCCUUAAAGUCGCCUGUCAAACUUACUGCAGCUCAAGCCGAUGUCUUUAUUAUUAUUAUAUUAUCAUUAUUAUUUAAAUUGCUCUACUUAAAACGUCUCUCUGUGCGUAACCACAGCGGAUCCAGGGAUGCUUGACUGAGAAAAGAAAGAAGAAGAAAGAAGAACUGUGGAUUGGACUCCUGGGUCUGGAUGUUUGGAGGCUCUCAGUAACCUCUUUUUUUAAUUUGUUUGUUUUAAUGAAAGCCCGUUCUGUCCUCAGUUUGUGGAGGUGCGCGGUGUUUUAGUCCAGAGCGCACUUGUCUGACUCAACGAUGCGCUCCGCUGGGAAAUACUGCGUGUUUUUGUUUUUGCUCCUGAUUAAAAGUCUCCUGUCGGACCCGGGAACCUCCAACCAAGUGGUUCUGCUGGACACGACAACGGUACUGGGAGAGCUGGACUGGAAGACGUAUCCGGUCAACGGGUGGGACGCCAUCACAGAGAUGGAUGAACAGAACCGGCCCAUCCACACCUUCCAGGUCUGCCACGUCAUGGAGCCGAACCAGAACAACUGGCUGAGGUCCGGCUGGAUCCAGAGACAAGCUGCACAGCGGGUGUAUGUGGAGCUGCGUUUCACCCUGAGAGACUGUAACUCCAUUCCAUGGGUCCCCGGCACCUGCAAGGAAACAUUCAACCUGUUUUACCUGCAGACAGACGAGCCGCUGCCUGCAGGAACGCGGUUUCGGCCAACAGACUACGCAAAGGUGGACACCAUAGCAGCGGAUGAAAGCUUCACACAGACGGAUCUCGGAGAUCGAGUCCUUCGCCUCAACACGGAGGUCAGGGAGGUGGGACCGGUGACGCAGAAAGGCUUCUACUUGGCUUUUCAAGACGUGGGAGCGUGUAUCGCGCUUGUGUCUGUCAAGGCGUUCUACAAACGCUGCCCGUCAACUCUGAGGAACCUCGCGGCCUUUCCUGAAACGGUGCCGCACAUGGAUUCGUCCUCACUGGUGGAAGUGAGAGGGGCGUGUCUGGAGAACGCAGAGGAGAGGGACACACCCAAACUGUACUGUGGUGCUGACGGGGACUGGCUGGUGCCACUGGGCCGAUGCAUCUGUAGCAUCGGUCACGAGGAGACGGACGGCCACUGCAGAGCUUGUAGACCGGGUUUCUUCAAGGGAACUGCUGGAAACUUCAAAUGCACGAAGUGUCCUCUGCACAGCUCCAGCCAUGACCAGGCCGCCACCAUUUGUCACUGCGAUAAAGGCUUCUAUAGGGCCAACAAAGACCCCCCCACGAUGGCAUGCACAAGACCUCCAUCGGCUCCCAGAAACCUGGUUUCCCUGCUCAACGACACGGCCCUGUUCUUGCACUGGACGCCUCCCAGCAACACAGGAGGCCGAAGCGACGUCACCUACAACAUCCUGUGCCAAAGAUGCGACGGAGGCGACGGCGGAGCGGCACAGUGCGAGCCGUGUGAGCCGGACCUGCGCUUCAUCCCUCGGCCGCUCGGUAUAACCGGGACCUCCGUGGCUGUACUGGACUUCGCGAUGCACGCCAACUACACGUUCCACGUGGAGGCCGUGAACGGCGUCUCUGAGCUGGGUGUGGCUGCACGCUCGCUGGCAAAUGUCACCGUCACCACGCAUCAGUCUGGUCCUGRAUUUUUGGGGAUAGUGAAGAAAGACUGGGUCACUUACAGCAGCAUCGCCCUCUCCUGGUCAGAAGUGGAACCGCCGCCUUCAGAGYUCCUGGAUUAUGAAGUCAAAUAUUAUGAGAAGGAGCAGGAGCAGCUGAGCUACUCGUCAACACGGACCAGAACCGCCAGCGUGGCAAUAACGGGCCUCAGACCCUCGACCGUUUACGUCUUCCACGUGCGCGCUCGCACCGCAGCCGGCUUCACGGCUUACAGCCACAACUUCGAGUGUGCCACAGCAGCUGAGGAUCCAGAUGUGGCAGAUCAGGGUCAGGUGCUGGUGGUUGUCACAGCGUCUGUAGGAGGCUUCUCCCUCUUGGUCAUCCUUACCCUUUUCCUCCUCAUCACUGGACGGUGUCAGGGUUACAUUAAAGCCAGGAUGAAGUCAGAGGAGAAGAGGACUCGCUUCCACAGCGGUCACGUCCCGUUCUCCGGGAUAAAGACCUACGUGGACCCAGACACGUAUGAAGACCCCACUCAGGCUGUGGAGGAAUUUGCUAAAGAGAUCGACCCGUCAUACAUCUGCAUCGACAGGGUGAUCGGUGCAGGUGAAUUUGGAGAAGUCUGCGGCGGUCGCUUACGUAUUCCUGGAAGGAAGGACAUCGCUGUGGCGAUAAAGACUCUUAAAGGUGGCUACAUGGACCAGCAGAGGCGUGAGUUCUUGCGUGAGGCCUCGAUCAUCGGACAGUUCAACAACUCAAACAUCAUCAGAUUGGAAGGAGUGGUCACUAAGAGCAGGCCAGUGAUGAUCGUAGUGGAGUACAUGGAAAAUGGAGCGCUCGACUCGUUCCUCCGGACCCGCGACGGUCAGUUCACGGUGCUGCAGCUGGUCGGCAUGCUGCGCGGCAUCGUGGUGGGCAUGUCGUACCUUUCAGAUAUGGGUUACGUUCACCGAGACCUGGCUGCUCGUAACAUUUUAGUGGAUGAGAACUUGGUGUGUAAGGUGUCUGAUUUUGGCAUGUCCCGAAUUCUGGAGGACGAUUCUGAUUCGGCUUACACCGCUACCGGAGGAAAGAUACCAAUACGCUGGACAGCACCAGAGGCUAUCGCUUACGGAAAGUUUUCCUCAGUGAGCGACGUGUGGAGCUACGGCAUCGUCAUGUGGGAAGUGAUGUCGUAUGGCGAAAGGCCCUACUGGGAAAUGUCCAAUCAGGAUGUUAUUUUAUCGAUUGAAGAAGGUUAUCGGCUACCAGCUCCAGUUGGCUGUCCGGUGAUCCUGCACCAGCUGAUGCUGCACUGCUGGCAGAAGGAGGCCGGCCAACGGCCACACUUCAACGACAUUCUGUCUUUUCUCGACAAACUCAUCAUUAAUCCCAGCAGUAUGCUGACACUUGUCAAUGAUGCUAUGAGCUUCCCUGACUCCCCUGAGGACAUGCCGGACUAUCCCCUCUUCAUCUCCAUUGGAGACUGGCUUGACUCCAUCAAAAUGAGCCAGUAUAAGAGCAACUUCCUGGCAGGAGGAUACACAACGCUGGAUUCCAUUUCAACCAUGAGCAUAGACGACAUCAAACGCAUCGGAGUGUGUUUGAUUGGCCACCAGAGGCGAAUCAUAAGCAGCAUACAGUCCCUUCGGCUGCAGCUCCAUCACAUCCAGCAGAGCGGCUUUCAAGUGUGAGACCUGUUCGCACAGAGUCAGACUGUUUACACUGAGCUGGAGCUCCUCAGCAUCAUCGUCCAACCAACUGCACAAACACCAGACUGUUGGGUGUUGCCGGAAUAACAUGCUGCUCACAUCAGAGCGAUCCUACAYCUAGACUUCACGCAGUCUGGUCAACAUGCACUUAUCAUCUUAUUGUAUCAUCCGAUGGACAGCCUCCACAACAACCAACCUCRGUCAGCAUCGGCCAGAACGCCGUCUUUUUAUUAACUCAGCAAAUAUUAGCAAUUCACUUGAAUUAGGAGUCUMUCUCUCUAGUGUCGAUUCAAGUGUUCACCAGUACCUCUUCUCUUUCCAAAUGACAAUCCAACGGUUUCUAUUGACUCUGACAGGUUUUAAGUCUGUUACCUCAUAACCAGGGAAGAUGGUGGUGUGGUUAAAUUAUGUGGUGAUGCAUGAGUAAUCAUGCAGUUUUAAUAUUUCAUGCUGAUUUGUCGAACGAUUUGCCAAAAAUUAGGAAUAAAAAUGAACAAUCUAAGUGUGUUUUUUUGAUCUGAAGACCAGUGAAUGUCAAUUUUCUUUUGUUUUUUAGAGCAAAAUGUAUGUUGUCUUCUCAUAAUAAUGCAGUAUGUACUGUACGAAAAACGUCUUGUGGAAGUUGUAUGUUUUAUUCAAUGAGUUUGUUCCUUAAUAAACAACUAUAUUUUAA